Molecule: messenger RNA, 3930 nt
Organism: Formica exsecta
Lineage: Eukaryota; Metazoa; Arthropoda; Insecta; Hymenoptera; Formicidae
Product: MOXD1 homolog 1-like
Exons: 10
Coding region: 511-3315 (934 amino acids)
Biological process (GO): dopamine catabolic process; octopamine biosynthetic process; norepinephrine biosynthetic process
Cellular component (GO): secretory granule membrane
Molecular function (GO): copper ion binding; dopamine beta-monooxygenase activity
Source: RefSeq, a predicted model, not a curated record
GGCACAACUGUCGUGCGCGCAACAUGUAUGGAAGAUCGUUCUCGAGUCCAGUGUGUUGAAAAUCGAAUUAACGAAAAAUUGUGAAAGAAGCUAGCGCUUAAAGCAUUUCGAAUUACCUUAAUUUUUUUUGCGCAGGUAGAUACGUGAUAGAUCGGUAUAAAUUCGAGAUAUUUAGUAUCAAAAUUAACUCUGCGAUAAAACAAGAUCGAAGAAAUUUUUUCCUAUGAAAAGAAUCAUCUUUUCUUCUGAAACCUGCGAGCGCACGAUGCUCGUGAUAAAUAAUUAAGAGUUUUUCACGGAAAUUAAAGUUGAAUUUGAGUAUAACAGCUGAAAAAUGUUAGUGAUAAAUUGAAUUUCAGUGUUGUAUAUAUAAAUAUAUUUAAUUAGAAACAGAAAGAGAGAGAAAGGGAAAUUGAUAAAUUGAUGGCCCUAAUAUUGACAGUGAAACAAACGGCAGGAUUUGUUUAAAUGAUCGUAUGAAGAAUCAAGAAGCGAAAAAGGAAGCGGAAGAUGUUGCUACUCAGGGUGAUCGUGACGUUGAUCGCGUGCUGGAUCGUUAAGUGCGAUCUACUGGAUCUCUACGUCCAGCACAUGGACGAAACCAUGAGGACAAAGUUAUACAAUAACAAACGGCAUCCCAUAUAUCCCGUUUCCAGAAGGAUAAGGAGGAGCCUCGAACACGAAGACUCGCUGUCGAUCGAUAUUUUGCAGAAGCAAUUACAAUUGGACAUCAAUGAGAAGUGGUUGAAGCAAUGGAAAGCCAAGAAGAAGAUCGUCUCUUAUCAAAACGAUGCUUUAGACUACCCGAAUAAACGAGAGGAAAAUUCUGAUCCUGAUCAACACGAAAUGCUCUCGAAUACGACGCAGGAUUCGAAACAUCCUGAUGAAACGACGAUGAUUUCCGAAGCCGAAAAUUCGCAAGCGCUGAUCGAGACUGCGAAAUCGACAUCUAGUAUCGUUAAAGACGAAACAGAAUCGAAUGCCUCGCAUUAUGUGACGAUCGAAGGACAAAAAGAAGCGUUGAAGGACGAGUUUCCGAUCGUUCUGGAGAAUCAGACCAAUGUCGAAGAAUUCGUCAUUCUCAAAUAUCUAGAAUCAGUAGAAGAGAUUCCAGUGGAAGAAUGGAAGGAUUCCGAAGAGAUGGAGGACGAGGAGAAUUCGCAGUUCGAAAUCAUCAGCGAGAACGAGCGAAUCAAUCCGAAGCCAAGGAUACCAAGGAAGAGAAGGAUGCCGAAAGUAUGGGGAAAAGUACCGAAGAGAUAUGUCCCUCCCGUAAAAAUGGAUCUCAAGAACAAGACGAGAACGUGGAUGAAGACGAGGUCCAGAAGAAGCGCGAAGAAAGGUGGAGUUAACCGAGGAAUAUUUAAUGUCAGGGUGCCAAAGUUCACCAGGUACGAGAAGCUCGACGAGGACGGUGACGUAAUCCUCGAGUGGGAUCCUUCGGACGACGAGGAAGUGACAUUCAGGGUCACCGCCAAGAUCCUGGGCUAUGUCGGCAUCGGCUUCAACGAGAAGAGCCACAUGAUGGGCGCCGAUAUCUUACUCGCUUGGGUGGACGAUCACACUGGUGUUGUCAAUCUACUGGACUCGCACGGUAUCGAGAUGAAGGCUGCACCAGUUGCCGACACGUCUCAGGACGUCCGAGUACUCGGCGGUUCGCAAAACGAGACCCAUACCACGGUGAUGUUUGCUAGGAAGUGGCAGACCUGCGACCCUCAAGAUCAUCAGCUCACAGAGGACACCGUCAAAGUGCUGUGGGCUCUACAUCCGACCGAUCCAGAAUUAAACACGGCGAUAUGGCACGAGAAUAGACGAGGCGGAAAGGCCCUAAGGCUGAAGACAGCUGCGGCACAUUCGCCACCGCGAGAAACUCGGAAUAUACGACACUGGGACGUGAAACUUAACCAGUUUGAGGUGGAUGACACGGACACCGUUUACUGGUGCAAGAUCUUCAAGGCCUCCUCGCUGAGAGAGAAACACCACAUGAUAGGGUAUACACCGCUCGUGGAGAAGGCUAACGAGGAUCUGGUCCAUCACGUGAUCCUAUACGAGUGCGCAUCGACGUCGCCGAUCCUCGGCGAACAUGCCAGGAUCGCGGGUGCCCGUUGCUACAGCCCGACGAUGCCGCGAGCUUGGGAAUCAUGUCUGCAGCCCGUCCUCGCUUGGGCUCGUGGUAGUAAAGGAGAGUGGCUGCCGGAACACGUCGGUAUACCUGUAGCGGAACACGGCGAGAGCUCGUAUUACAUGCUGGAAGUCCACUAUAAUAAUCCGAGUAUGAAGAAAGUGAUCGACAGCAGCGGCGUAAGACUCUACUUGACUCCGAAACUUCGUCCUCAGGAAGCGGGCAUCCUCGUGGCCGGCGUGGCGGUCAGCCCCCUUCAUUUAGUGCCCCCGAAGCAGAAGGAAUACGCCACCGCGGGAUACUGCACUCCACACUGCACAAAUAUGAUGUUCCCCGAAGACGGUAUCAAUAUCGUAUCGGUUGUCCUGCAUUCACAUUUAGCCGGACGUCGUCUCAGCUUGAAGCACAUUCGACGAGGUAAAGAAUUACCGAGGAUAGCCCAGGACAAUCACUUUGAUUUCAACUACCAGCAGUCUCAUACGCUGGAAAAGGAAGUAAAGGUGUUACCUGGGGACGAGCUCGUGGCGGAAUGCGUUUACGGCACUUUGAACAGGACAAAACCGACUCUAGGCGGCUACGCGGCUACCCAGGAGAUGUGCCUGGCGUUCGUCCUGCAUUAUCCUAGGACACCGCUCGCCGGCUGCUACAGCGUGACGCCUGUCAGAGAUCUUUUCAAGACUCUCGGCGUGCAAAGCUUCCGAGGAAUGACGAUGGAAUACUUGGAGAAACUAUUCCUGAUAAAUGGAACUGAUUUGACUCUGCCUUCGACCAAUCAGCAACAGCUUUCCGCUUAUCCGGCAGCAAGACCGACAGACGAGUCCGCAAUGAAAGAUUACAUGGAAGAGAAUGAGGACGAUAAUAUCUUCUCGCGACUCAUUAUCGAGGAGCCCGAAGAAUUCCGAGGUCGCACUAUGGCUGAACAUAUGCUGGCUUUGCCAUGGACGGAAGAAUUGCUCGCAAGAUCAAUAGAAAAUAAUCUUUAUCACGGCAGGCAUAUGACAUUCUGCAGAAAAAGGGACGACCAAUUGGCAUUGCCGGCAGAUAUUCAGAAUUUCCCGAAUUACACGGCGCUACCGGAAAUGAACGACACGACUUGUAGCGAAUUCAAGAACACGUCCGGCUCCUCUGGAAUUUCUCAUAUACCCGUGAUAAACCUGGUCACUAUCAUCGUCGUAUCGAUCGUUAUGUUGUAAGAUAUCAGAGCAAAUAGUCAACUAUAGUCAACGAUAAGCGUUGCAAGACGAAUGCGAGUCUCACAAUCGAUUACGCGAGUAUGAUGCGAAAGGCUCUCUACGUUACGAACGUUUCCUGUACAUUUCUGAAUUUACGAAAUGAGCCCGGUUAAUUUAUUAAUUUAAGCGAUCUUACCUUGCACAACGAGCGAUUUCCUCGAACGAUUUCCGACCACUCGAAACAGAUCGGCAAGUUCCUAAAGUACUAGGUCGCUGGUCAAUUCCUCUUUGUAAGGGGAUGAUAGAAUUUUUCAAAGUUUUUCAAAAGUCGAUCUAGCGCACACUAUAAACAUAAAUAUAUAUAAAUGUAGAAAUAUAUAAUAUAAUAUAAUAUGUAAAUAUGAUUAUAUAUUAAUAAUGCGUAUUUAUAAGACAUACAUAAGCUUCUCUUUUUGUAAUGCAAGUUUUGUAUAAAAAUAAAUGUGUCUUUAAACACAUUGUAUAUAUUCCUGUCUACAUCCGAGUGAGAAAUUUUUUUCCUGUUUUCAAUUUAUCUCUAUUUUUUCCUUUUUUGAGUUCUAGAGGAUUUGGAUAUAUUCCAUUUAUAUAAAAAUUGUAUUGUAUUAAGCUUCUAUU